Fonsecaea monophora is the source of this 1371-nucleotide messenger RNA. RefSeq lists its product as hypothetical. The record is from RefSeq and is a predicted model, not a curated record. The transcript has a single exon. Lineage: Eukaryota; Fungi; Ascomycota; Eurotiomycetes; Chaetothyriales; Herpotrichiellaceae. Bases 1 to 1371 code for a protein of 456 amino acids.
AUGGAUAACCAGAGACAACAACAAUAUAUACCUGGGCCUCCCCCGCCCCCGGGACAAGGCACUCUAGGCCAUCUUCCACCGCCUCCUCCGCGACCGUAUCUUCAAUCGAAUCUUCCUCCCCCUCCACCGGGACCACAUCCCUCCGCCCUACCCCUUGGGACAGUUUUCGGGCUGCCAGGCGCAGGAUGGCAGCAGCCAUGGGGAAGAUCAGGCUUGGGCCAGAAUAUACCACCUCCUCCGCCAACAAAUCAUACCCAGGGACAGGGACAACACCUAUCCUACGGUAUGCGACAGCUGAAUAUUCCGCCGCCGCCUCCGCAGAAUGACAAGCCCAUCCUGUCCGCCACAUUUAUUCCCACUGGGGAUUCGUUUGGGCCCGGCGUCGGCAUUCCACCCCUCGACGAUUACUCUUCAUACUCGCGAUAUGAUGCCCAAUUCACUUCCGAGCCUUCAUUGUCUCACUCAGAUCAGAAAUAUUCUGACACUUCCACUAAUUCACAUAGCUACUCAUAUCCCAAUCCGAUACAUCCGAAUCCGGAUAUUGCCAAUAGAGAAAAUCGGGCAGCCUCCGCUUCUUCAAAUAGGGCCGCUUUCACUUUACCCCUUCGCGAGAUCAACGAACCCAUCUCUCCAGGACCCCCAACCGCAACCUUGGUCAAUCAGCAAUCAAGCACCGACCAGGGUCGACAGCGAGCGCACAGUGCUGCCGUCACGGGAAGCAACUCGGCCGAGUUGUCUUCACAGUGGCCCUUGGAUCGUGUCCUUGCUUGGCUGGCUGCGAAUGGAUUCUCAAAUGAUUGGCAGGAGACCUUUAGGUUGUUGAAGCUGCAAGGCUCCGACUUUCUCGACCUUGGCCGGGGACCAAAUGGCCGUGGGAAUUUAGGCAUGAUGCAUCAGACCAUUUACCCACAGCUCGCAAAGGUCUGUUCGAGCGGCAAUACUGGUUGGGACCAGGCUCGCGAGCGGGAAGAGGGCAAGAGAUUACGGAAGCUAAUCUCUCGCCUCGUCGAACAGGGAGGUGAGGGUCCAGCCAGCGCAGGCACUGGUCAUCGGAGGCGAGAGUCUGGUAUGAUUCCGAGUGCGUCAACGGAGGGAAAUCUGGAAACUUCGCCUCAUCUUCCCCGAUCUGAAUUUGGUAGCGCGCCUGGAACGGCUGGUCCAGAAGGAAGCCCUGGCAAGCAGAUGCCUCCGCAAUUCCCGACAGGAUUAGGGCCUCGAAAUUCACAGGGUCGAAGUAGUACCAUGCCUGUUCUCAGCAAACAUAGUAGCGCUUCCUCAACCCCAAGCGACCCACGGCCAGCAGACAAUUUUCCAGGCGCCGGGCGCACAGAUUACACAAGGGGCGUUCUGACCAGCAUGAACAGUCGAUGA